AUUGUUGAGAGGGGAGAAGUAUUCACGGAAGGUUUAGAUGGUGAAUAUUUUGAUGAGAAUGGAAUAGUAUAUUGGCGACGAAGAUUUGAAAAAUAUAAGAUAGAAUACUUACAAGAUUAUCCUAAUUGUAAAAAAAUGGUAGAAUAUAGAAAGUUAAAAAGAAAAAGUACAUGGAAUAAUACUAUGAAAAAACGUAGAUACAUAGAAAAAAAGAGAAAAGAAAUUGAAAACGAACGUAGAGGUAGUAGAUUUUGGCGUCCUUUAACAUUUUAUUUUUAUGGAUUUGGAGCAGAAAUUGUGAGAAAUUUAUUUUGGGAUGAAUUAUAUGAUAAACCAGAUAUGAAAAAAAAUAAAUCAACAUGGUGGAAUGGAUAUGAAGAACAAGAUAUU
Molecule: messenger RNA, 390 nt
Organism: Scutellospora calospora
Lineage: Eukaryota; Fungi; Glomeromycota; Glomeromycetes; Diversisporales; Gigasporaceae
Source: the annotation of a GenBank genome assembly